CUCUUUGAGUAUCUCUGAAUGAGGCUGAACCCUCAUCCUCAGUAAACAAAGCCUCUUAGGACUCCUACGAGGAGGUUAAGUCAAAUGAGUUGAGAGGAGGUGGGACGGCUUUAGUAGAUGAAGUGUAAUAGGAAAUUAGAUUUGAGAAGAAUCUUUAAAUGCGUUGAAGAGGGCCAGGAAAUGGGCAGUUCACGUUUCAAGGGCGGGGUCUGCACAUGGUCUUCAAGAGGUUAAAUAUGAGGAGCUGAGCAGCCAUGAGGAAAAUCGGGCACCGGGCAGGAAAUAGCUGCUGAAGAGCCUUGACCCCCCCCUCCCUCCCGUGCAGCUGCAGUGGGAGAGGAAGUAGUUGAAGGCAGAGGACGAGCGCAGAGAGACAGAGACGGUCAUUGACGGUUGUGACAGCGAGGCUGGUGGAGCUGCAUGAGUUAAACGUCAGAUCCGUCUUCUGUCUGUCUAAACAAGACCGUCUCUCCCACGGGUGACAUGUCAGCCAAGAGACAACACACAAAGUGUUGUGAAUGCAGCGUGUCGCUGUCUCACUGGUAUUAUGAAAAAGAUGGACGGCUCUUCUGCAAGAAAGACUACUGGGCCAAAUUCGGGGAGCUGUGCCACGGCUGCAACGACCCGAUCACAACCGGCCUCAUCAUGGUCGCGGGGGAACAGAAAUAUCACCCAGAAUGCUUCACCUGUCUGAACUGCAGGACGUUCAUAGGUGAUGGAGACACAUACGCUCUGGUGGAGAGAUCCAAACUCUACUGUGGUCACUGUUACUACCAGACCAUCGUCACCCCGGUCUCUCUGCCGGACUCGCCGUGCUCUCGGAUCCCUCACACCGUCACACUCGUUUCCAUCCCAGCCUCUGCCGAGGACAGCAACGGACGCAGAGGACGAGGUUUCUCUGUGGCCAUCGAUCAGCCGCUCAGUCCGACCAACGGCUACAGUCCUGAACAUGGACACACUGUCAGAGUCUCCCAGGUGGACGAAGACUGCAUCAGUCCAGAUGUGAAAAACUCCAUUCAUGUUGGAGAUAGGAUCCUUGAGAUCAACGGGACGCCCAUUCACAAUGUCCCUCUGGAUGAGAUCGACCUGCUGAUCCAGGAGACGAGCCGGCUGCUGCAGCUCACCAUCGAGCACGACCCCCACAGUCAGGGGCAGGAGGGAGGCUCCUCAGAGGCUGAAGAGCAGGUGUCCACCCCACUGUCAGAGGGCCCCAGCCCCACCCUGCCCAUCACCCAGCCCCCCAACCCCGACAUCAGCUGCCUGAGAUCCCGCAUUAUCACGCGGAGCUACAGCAUCGAUAAGUCACCAGGCUCCAGCAAUGCGGCAUCCCCCAUCUCCCAGAGGAAGGACAUCAAUCGAUCAGAGUCGCUCCGCGUGGUGUCUAACCCAACGCACCGCAUCUUCCGCCCAUCUGAUCUCAUCCACGGAGAGGUGCUGGGAAAGGGCUGCUUUGGACAGGCCAUCAAGGUGACCCACAAAGAGACAGGGGAGGUGAUGGUGAUGAAGGAGCUGAUUCGCUUUGAUGACGAGACACAGAGAACUUUCCUGAAAGAGGUGAAGGUCAUGCGUUGCCUGGAUCAUCCCAACGUGCUGAAGUUCAUCGGUGUCCUCUACAAGGACAAGAGACUCAACUUCAUCGCAGAGUACAUAAAGGGUGGCACCUUGAGGGAAAUCAUCAAGAAAAUGGACAGCAACUAUCCCUGGAGCCAGCGGGUCAGUUUUGCCAAUGACAUAGCAGCUGGGAUGACAUAUCUGCACUCAAUGAACAUAAUCCACCGGGACCUGAACUCGCACAACUGUCUGGUCCGAGAGAACAACACAGUGGUGGUGGCAGACUUUGGGCUGUCUCGCCUCAUGGUGGACGACAAGCACGAGGAGAAGCUGUCGCAGGGUAAACUGACCGGCCUGAAAAAGCCUGACCGCAGGAAGAGGUACACGGUGGUGGGAAACCCUUACUGGAUGGCUCCUGAGAUGAUUCACGGGAAGAGCUACGAUGAGAGAGUAGACAUCUUCUCCUUUGGUAUCAUGCUCUGCGAGAUUAUCGGCAGGGUGAACGCAGAUCCAGACUACCUCCCCAGGGCGAAGGACUUUGGACUGAAUGUGUCUGGCUUCCUGGAGCAUUACUGUCCCCCAAAUUGUCCUCCCGCCUUCUUCCCAAUGGCUGCUGUGUGCACUGACCUUGAUGCAGACAAACGGCCUCCUUUCUCCAAACUGAAGGAGUGGCUGGAGAACCUAAAGAUGCACUUGGACAUUGGUCUGCCCCUGGUGUCUGAACUGGACCAGCUGCACAAGGCCUUCUGGGAGAACCAUAGCAGCAUGCGCCCCGAAAACGGCCUGCACACCCACCCUGAACAGCCGGAGUAGGGACGAGCACGGCUUUAGGAGUGGGAAAUUAGAGUUAACCCCACAAGGACGGCGAUCGCCAGCCUCGGGUGGUGCAGUGGCUGGAGGAGUCGUGGAAACACUCCUCAGUGUUUGAAGCUGCGAGCGUAGGCUGGCUCAGGCCUAACGAGUAGACUCAGGGGGAAAAUGUGGAUCUUGAAAGCCACCUGUUUGAGCUGCACACACACACAGACACACACACACACGUUCAAAGUCAAAUCAAGAGACAUUAACUAUGAUAGCUUGAUUCUGCUGCACCCGAAGCUAAAGUGGAACAUGUCAUAUGCAAUCUCAGACCCAACUUUUAAAUCACAGCUCAACUCUCGAAUCAUGUAGAUUUAACAUUAGUGCUCAUUGCUUUCAAGUAUACUUACUGUACUUACUGUAGUGUGUAUAUUCAUGUGGUUAGAACAGUCCGAAAAAACAAGGCACAAGUGAAAGCUUCAGCCUCUUCACUUUGGACCUCUACAGAGUACAUUGUGCGAUAUGUGUUUGCAGGUGUUUCUGUGUGAGUUUGGUUUGAUUUUACUUUCAGUUUGGAUAUUAGAAUUAGACUUAUGGGAAGUGCAAAGGAGGGGGAGGGGGCGUCAGAGGUGGAGCUCAAUCUGCUGUCCACAUAUACAAGUCAAACAAAACCUUUCAAGCUUUAAAUAGCUCGCUGAAGAGUGCAUGACUGUAAAUAAUGCUGUCAGAUCAUAUCCUGGUCCAUCGUGUCACUCUGGCCUCAUUUGGUCAUAAACUACUAGACUUACGUGUGUGUGUGUGUGGCGUGCGUGCAUGUGCGUGGCGCUGCCCCUCUCCCUCAUUUGUGUAGCGCUGACUUUCCAUCGGGGUACACAUCUUUUGCAUAAAUAUGGUACAUUCUGGCAUCCCAUAAUUUUAAGAGCUGGUAGCUUUCAUGUUGACGUGGCAACUCAUACAUUCAAACACAUACCAAUGAGUGUAGUUGGCGACGUUGUAAAUGUUUUAAAUAUUGUAAAUGUACAGACAUAUUUUAUAUACGUACGCUACAUCGCCAUAUUUUUAUUGGCCAACCAGUUGAAAUUAAGGAGAGUUGAAGUUUGACUGCAGGUUACAGGGCACGGCUGAAGACUUGAUUGUUUUGGGGUUUUUUUUUUCCUGUCCCUGUAUUGUGACCACUGAGACAAGUUUGAGGCUUUUUAAUAUUCGAGAUAAGAGGAAUCUCGUCACCACAGAUCAUCCCCUAACCUCAGUUAAAACCCAGUAAAUGUUUCAUCCUGUUGUGUCCCUCCGCCCAUAAAGUAUUUCCCAACACCUGUUUGUUCAUCUUGUAAGUUUUCGUGUACCCACAGAGAGGUGUGUGCUGGAGCAAACUGAAUUGAGAUCUUGUUAAAUUUGAUGCACUAAAUCUGUUGAUAGCUAUAUGUGACUGGAGAAUUUUUGAGAGCAAUCAGUCUGUUGUUGAUUUUUCACUCUCGCCUCAUGUACUGUACAGUAGUCCAGGUGUGGGACUAACCUCACCAUGUACUGUCUCAUCAUGUCAGCUGUCUGUCCUCAUACACGUCUCUCUCCUCUGGUAGAUGAACCACUGUUUGUUUUCAUGUGAAUUCUAGCUGUAAAUAUCACUGUAAGUAUGACUCUGUGCUUGCUUCCUGCCUUCCUGUCUGCGUGCACUGCAUAAAUAUGGACACUCCUCAGAAAUCUCUUCCACUGUCAACUUUCCCUCUUGCACCUUCUAAUAUGCAUUCUCUGUCUUUAGACUAAAAAUGUUUUUUUUUCCCUACUGUUUUUUAUUCACAAGCUGCAUGCUGUACUAGCUAGGUCUGUUCAGCUUCGAAAUCUGCUGAUUUUUUGUCUCUAAGUCAUGUCAUUGUAAAAAAAAAAAAAAAAAAGAAAAAAGAAAACAAAGAACGAAAGACAAAAAAGUCAACAGAGGAAAACAGGCAUAAAAUGAAAUGAGAAAAAAAAAAGAAAAAAUCCCACAGCAUCUGUUUUUUAUAUCCAGCCAACCGGAAUCUUUUUGUACUGAUAUGAGUACUUUAAUUUGCACUAUAUUACCAAAUGGCUGAUGGAAGCCAUAUUUGUUAAUUUCCUCUCUUGGGCUAACUUGUGAUAAGGAAAUAAAUUAUGUCGGUUCAGGUUGAUAUAUGAAUGCAAGACACUGAUAGAGCCUUUCAACUGUAAAAAAAUGGGAUCUGGGAAAUUCAUCCUCUUGAUAGCAAACUGGAUCGCAUGAGGAUUAGUGGCAUUUCUGAUUAUUGGUAUUUUUGUGCAGCGUUUAAAUACAGGGUGAGCAGGAACCUGUUUGAUCCCUCUGUGAUCUUAUUGUAAGUAAAAAUCAUAGCUACGGUGACAAAUUUAAAACACUGUCAUGCCCAGUUUUGCUACAAAGAGGAUGUGAUGUCUCAGCUCUGCCUGCUGCCUACAGACCGGUCCUUUGUGAAUGAUGUUCUGUGAUGUUUCUGACUGCCUGGUUUCAUAUGUGAUGCCCACAGAGGCUGCAACCACUUCUGGUCUUUCUGAUAAUAGAGCACUUAAACCGGCCUCUCUCACCUCUCACCUCCUCAUGACACUCUUUUGGCUCAGGGCCGCACUUUUCUAGAGUUUACUUAGCAAUUCAGUUAAUUCAGCAGCCUAAUAGGAAAGCAGCAUUCAACACUAAUAGUGAGACUCAAAGAGCACGUAGCAAUCUGUCACUGUAUAGGCUAUUUACACAAAAUAUGCUUCUGUAAAACAAGCCCCAUCCUGGUUGAUGUGCUCGUCAGUGGGCAUGUGCUGUACCCGAGUGGCUUUGCCAUGUUUCUGUCUCCAUUUCUGUCUGAGCCAUGUUGAGCACGUCAGGUGUGUCUGUGAGGGCGUCUUGAUGAUCAAUGAGAAUGUUGCCGCAGCACUUCUUUGCAAAGGAUCGUUACCUCUGAACAAUGCUGUGCCUUUGUUGUAAGCUAGCCUUGCCAACGACUCGAAAACGUGAACUGACUCCUUUUUUUAUGUAUCAUAAGUGCAAGCCUGAUUCAAGUGGAUGGAGUUACUAUGUUGUAUGAGAUUUCAUCUCGUUCUGUAAAAUAUUUAUAUUUUCCAGGUCUCCAUUGUCAGUUUUGAUAUUUUAAUAUUAUAUUUCAUUGUUUUUGUCUUAUUUAAUUUUUUUACACAAGCUGUGAAAAGAAUUCUGCACUUUAUUCCUGAACGUAUACAUUUAGACUCUGAGGAGGCGACUGUUUUGUUUUGUUUUUUUUCCCUUUUGUCACAGCUAAAAAUAAAACUGUUGCUUCUGAAACAAA
Messenger RNA from Scatophagus argus, 5621 nucleotides. It is a transcript of the gene limk1a, whose product is annotated as LIM domain kinase 1a. Gene Ontology annotation, cellular component: nucleus; neuron projection; cytoplasm. Gene Ontology annotation, biological process: actin cytoskeleton organization; positive regulation of stress fiber assembly; protein phosphorylation. Lineage: Eukaryota; Metazoa; Chordata; Actinopteri; Scatophagidae. The coding region runs from base 484 to 2364 and encodes 626 amino acids. The transcript has 15 exons. The record is from RefSeq and is a predicted model, not a curated record. Gene Ontology annotation, molecular function: protein binding; protein serine/threonine kinase activity; ATP binding.